GGAGCGUCAGCGUCUGUUGUCUGUCAAGAUCCCGCCGCGCGUCGUCACACGCAUCAGUACAGGUUUCAACGUCUCUCGGAUCAGGUCCCAGAUCAGCACUCCAGCGCUAUGAUAAGCGGCUGCCGCCUCGUCGUCACCAUUGCCAUCGCCCUCGUCUCGCUGGGAGCUGCUCGAGCAGCCUACGCCGAUGAGUGCAGCACCCCCGAUGGCGACCAGGGCCGCUGCAUGCCCUUCUCCUCCUGCCGGAACAUCGAGGAGCGGCUCAUGGAGAGCCAGAAGGCCGGGCAGAAGGUGCCGCCCGAGUAUGCCAGCUAUUUGCAGAAGGCAACAUGCGGGGAGUUCAAUGGGGUGCGUCACUUUUGCUGCGCCUCGUCCCAGAUCCAGCACAAUUCCAAGGUGAUGAGCCUGUUCAAGUCCGAGAACUUUGACUGCGGAAACUUUGUCAGCCACCGGGUGUCCAAUGGAUACGAGGUGAAGCUCUCCUCCAGACCUUGGAUGGCCCUGCUCCGCUACAAUCGUUUUGGAGAGUCGCAGUUUCUUUGCGGCGGAGCCCUAAUCUCGGAGAGUAAGAUAUAUUUAACUGCUGCCCACUGCGUGUCUGGACUCGAGGAUGAACUCUACGAAAUCCGCCUGGGUGAACACCGGAUCUCCACGGAAAAGGACUGCCGGAAUCAAGGACGCAAGCCCAAGUGUGCUCCACCGGUGGUGGAUGUGGGCAUUGAGAAGCAUUUGAUCCAUGAGCAGUACGAUACCCGACACUAUCUGAACGAUAUAGCCCUGCUGCGCCUCAAUCAGAGUGUCACCUUCCAGAAGCACAUCAGUCCCAUUUGCCUACCUGUCACCGAUGAGCUGAAGCAGAAGGCGGAGGAGAUCAAUACAUACUUCGUUACUGGCUGGGGCACCACGGAGAACGGCUCCACCUCGGAUGUGCUCCUCCAGGCGAAUGUGCCGCUGCAGCCACGAACUGCCUGCUCCCAGGCCUAUCGGCGCAACGUUCCUCUCUCCCAGCUCUGUGUGGGCGGCGGCGAUCUCCAGGAUUCCUGCAAAGGCGACUCCGGUGGUCCCCUGCAGGCGCCUGUCCCCUACCUGGGGCAGUUUGCCCCACGAAUGGUGGAGUUUGGGAUCGUUAGCCAGGGCGUGGUCACCUGCGGUCAGAUCAGUCUGCCGGGCCUGUACACCAAUGUGGGGGAGUUUGUCCAGUGGAUCACUGACACCAUGGCCAGUAAUGGCCUCUGAGAGGAGGAGCAGGAGUCAUCAUAAUUGUUAGAAAGCGCACCUAGGAUUAGUCAAGCCUAAAAAAAUAUAUGAUAUGCAUAUGUGUUAACUUA
This is a messenger RNA of Drosophila serrata, 1328 nucleotides long. It is a transcript of the gene grass, whose product is annotated as Gram-positive Specific Serine protease. Gene Ontology annotation, biological process: proteolysis. Gene Ontology annotation, molecular function: serine-type endopeptidase activity. The record is from RefSeq and is a predicted model, not a curated record. Lineage: Eukaryota; Metazoa; Arthropoda; Insecta; Diptera; Drosophilidae.